This is a messenger RNA of Mytilus californianus (California mussel), 459 nucleotides long. RefSeq names its product coiled-coil domain-containing protein 1-like. The transcript has 3 exons. Bases 1 to 459 code for a protein of 152 amino acids. The record is from RefSeq and is a predicted model, not a curated record. NCBI's taxonomy places the organism in Eukaryota, Metazoa, Mollusca, Bivalvia, Mytilida, Mytilidae.
AUGGCUCUUCACAGAGAAACGAGAAACAUGGUUUUGACCGAUAGCUUGUUGGUUGAAGUUUCUGACCUGGAUGCUGAAUAUGCUUGCUCGGAUGCAGAAGAUGUUGGCUUGGUUGUGAAAGAUGAUGGUUUGGUUGUCAAAGAUGAUGGUUUGGAGAUAGAAGAGGCUGGCUUGGAUGCAGAACAUGUUGGCUUGGAUGCAGAUAAUGAUGGCUUGGAUGCAGAUGAUGUUGGCUUGGAUGCAGAUAAUGAUGGCUUUGAUGCAGAUGAUGUUGGCUUGGAUGCAGAAAAUGAUGGCUUGGAUGCAGAUGAUGCAGGCUUGGAUGCAGAUAAUGAUGGCCUGGAUGCAGAUGAUGCAGGCUUGGAUGCAGAUGAUGUUGGCUCUGAUGAUGAAGAUGAUAAUAAAAGAGACUGGUAUAACGUUACAACCACAAAAAUAUUUCCUACUGCGGUCACAUGA